AGUCUAAGGUAAACAGGUGAAGCUUCUUGGUGAUGCCGCAGCGUCGAACUUUUCCGUAUAAAUACCCUCCAUCGCAAAGCCCACCCUUCUUCAUUCAAUUCAACAGCCUUCCGCCUCCUCUUCCUUUCCUCCUAUCGACUUCGCAAGAAGGGUUCUGACAAAUUCUCCGGAAUGGAUAAGCUGUUUCACGGGAUACUACAGGCCUUCGACGGCGGCAAAGACGAGGCGGACCGCCGGGGCCAGGCGGGCGGGUCCAAGAAGGUCAAGGGGACCGUGGUGCUGAUGAAGAAGAACGUCUUGGACUUCAACGACUUCAACGCGUCGGUGCUCGACCGCGUCCACGAGCUGCUGGGCCAGAAGGUCUCUCUGCGGCUCGUGAGCGCCGUCCACGGCGAUCCCGAGAACGGUUUGCGGGGGAAAUUGGGAAAGCCUGCAUAUCUGGAAGAAUGGAUCACUACCAUCACUCCCUUGACGGCAGGGGACUCGGCGUUCAAGGUGACUUUCGAUUGGGACGAGGAAGUGGGAGUUCCUGGGGCGAUCGUCGUACAAAACAACCAUCACAGUCAGUUCUACCUCAAGACGAUCACCCUCGAAGAUGUGCCCGGCGAGGGCCGAGUCCACUUUGUCUGCAACUCGUGGGUCUACCCUGCCGACCGGUACAAGAAGGACCGGGUCUUCUUCUCUAACAAGACGUAUCUUCCGAGCCAAACUCCGGCGCCUCUAGUGACGUACCGAGAGGAAGAGUUAGUUAACUUGAGAGGAGACGGAAAGGGAGAGCUUCAGGAGUGGGACAGGGUGUACGACUAUGCUUACUACAACGAUUUGGGUGAUCCAGACAAGGGCCAGAAGUAUGCCCGCCCUGUUCUAGGAGGAUCUGCUGAAUAUCCCUAUCCUCGCAGAGGAAGGACCGGUCGACCGCCGACUGAGAAAGAUCCGAAUAGUGAGAGCAGGCUGCCUCUGGUCAUGACCCUAAACAUAUACGUUCCUAGGGACGAACGAUUUGGCCACAUAAAGAUGUCCGACUUCCUUGCUUACGCUCUAAAAGCCGUGGGGCAAUUUCUGAAGCCCGAGCUACAGACUAUAUGCGACAGCACGCCCAAUGAGUUCGACUCCUUCCAGGACGUGCUCAAUAUCUACGAAGGCGGUUUUAAGCUUCCCGACGGUCCUUUGGUUGAGAGUCUGAAGGAGAACAUUCCCCUAGAGCUGCUCAAGGAACUUGUCCGGACCGACGGGGAAGGGCUUCUCAAGUACCCCAUGCCUCAAGUGAUCAAAGAGGAUAAGACCGCCUGGAGAACCGAUGUAGAAUUCUGUAGAGAAAUGGUCGCUGGAGUCAACCCUGUCGUGAUUCGCCGUCUCGAGGAAUUCCCACCGGCAAGCAAGCUAGACCCUAAAAUAUAUGGCAACCAGAGCAGUUCAAUAAGGGAAGAGCUCAUUCAGAAGCAAUUGAACGGAUUAACUGUGGAACAGGCUAUCGAGAUGAAUAAAUUGUUCAUAUUGGAUCACCACGAUGCGCUCAUGCCGUAUCUGAGGCGGAUAAACACGACUACCACCAAAACAUAUGCCUCUCGAACACUCCUCUUCUUGAAUGACGAUGGUACCCUGAAGCCGCUGGCGAUAGAGCUUAGCUUGCCACAUCCCGAGGGAGACGAGUUCGGCGCAGUAAGCAAGGUGUACACGCCGGCCGAUCAAGGCGUCGAAGGUUCCAUCUGGCAGUUGGCUAAAGCUUAUGCGGCAGUUAACGACUCCGGCUAUCAUCAACUCAUCAGCCACUGGUUGAAUACUCAUGCGGCGAUUGAACCGUUUGUGAUCGCGACAAAUAGACAACUGAGCGCGCUUCACCCGAUCUACAAGCUUUUGCAUCCCCAUUUCCGCGAUACGAUGAACAUAAACGCAUUAGCCAGGCAGAUUUUGAUCAAUGCGGGUGGAAUCCUGGAGGCGACCGUUUUCCCAGCAAAGUAUUCCAUGGAGAUGUCUUCCGCAGUCUACAAGAACUGGAUUUUCCCCGAGCAAGCCCUUCCCGCCGACCUCAUCAAGCGGGGAGUCGCUGUAGAAGAUGCAAACUCCCCGCAUGGCCUCCGCCUACUGAUCGAGGACUACCCCUACGCGGUAGACGGGCUCGAGAUCUGGUCCGCCAUCAAGACGUGGGUUGAGGACUACUGCUCCUUUUAUUACAAGAGCGACGAGGCGGUUCGGAACGACAAGGAACUUCAGUCCUGGUGGAAGGAACUUGUGGAAGAGGGACACGGCGACAAGAAGGACCAACCCUGGUGGCCUAAAAUGCAGACUGUGAAGGACCUAACAGAGACAUGUACAAUCACCAUCUGGGUUGCGUCCGCUCUCCACGCGGCCGUGAACUUCGGGCAAUACCCUUAUGCAGGGUACCUCCCGAACCGGCCCACCCUCAGCCGUCGCUUUAUGCCCGAGGAAGGUACUCCCGAAUUUGAGGAGCUCAAGCAAAAUCCUGACAAGACUUUCCUGAAAACCAUAACUGCCCAGCUUCAGACGCUUCUAGGAAUUUCGCUCAUAGAGAUCCUGUCAACGCAUUCUACCGACGAGGUAUAUCUUGGGCAGAGAGACACCCCCGAGUGGACGGCGGAUGCUGAGCCGUUGGAGGCAUUCGAGAGGUUCGGAAAGAAGCUGGGAGAAGUCGAGGAAAGGAUUAUGCGGAUGAAUGGGGACGAGAGGUGGAGGAACCGGGUCGGGCCAGUCGAGGUGCCUUAUAUGCUACUUUACCCGACCAGCGAAGGCGGAGUGACCGCCAAGGGAAUUCCCAACAGCGUCUCGAUCUAAACUUUUGCAGGCAUGCCUGUACUUGUCUUUUCUUUGUUAACUAUUCUUUUGUUCAAGAUGAAGUUAGUGUGCGUGUUUCACUUAUUAUAAAUAACCACAAAGCAAAUAGAGCAUACUAUGUGUUUGUCUAGUUUUGA
Molecule: messenger RNA, 2927 nt
Organism: Rhodamnia argentea
Lineage: Eukaryota; Viridiplantae; Streptophyta; Magnoliopsida; Myrtales; Myrtaceae
Product: probable linoleate 9S-lipoxygenase 5
Exons: 9
Coding region: 172-2790 (872 amino acids)
Biological process (GO): lipid oxidation
Molecular function (GO): metal ion binding; oxidoreductase activity, acting on single donors with incorporation of molecular oxygen, incorporation of two atoms of oxygen; protein binding
Source: RefSeq, a predicted model, not a curated record